AAGGUCGCCCCUGCCGCUCGCCGCGCCUACUCCUCCGAGAUGGCCAACGCCCUCGUCCAGGUCUCCCAGAACAUUGGUAUGGGUAACGCUGCCAUUGGUCUCGGUGGUGCCGGUAUCGGUAUCGGUCUCGUUUUCGCUGCCCUCCUCCAGGGUGUUGCCCGCAACCCCUCUCUCCGUGGCCAGCUCUUCUCUUACGCCAUUCUUGGUUUCGCCUUCGUCGAGGCCAUCGGUCUUUUCGACCUGAUGGUUGCCAUGAUGUGCAAGUACGUGUAA
This is a messenger RNA of Aureobasidium melanogenum CBS 110374, 273 nucleotides long. RefSeq lists its product as uncharacterized. Gene Ontology annotation, molecular function: proton transmembrane transporter activity. NCBI's taxonomy places the organism in Eukaryota, Fungi, Ascomycota, Dothideomycetes, Dothideales, Saccotheciaceae. The transcript has 2 exons. Gene Ontology annotation, biological process: proton transmembrane transport; proton motive force-driven ATP synthesis. The annotation marks the transcript as partial. The record is from RefSeq and is a predicted model, not a curated record.